Molecule: messenger RNA, 1678 nt
Organism: Blepharisma stoltei
Lineage: Eukaryota; Ciliophora; Heterotrichea; Heterotrichida; Blepharismidae
Source: the annotation of a GenBank genome assembly
AUGGCGAAGCUACCUGACGAGUUGAAAUUUAUCAAGCCCUUCCUAGUUCGGUCCCUUGAAAUGGAAACCGCAAUGCCGCUGGUCUCCUAUUACACCCACCUCUACGCUGUGCAGCUUGCAAUGGAGUACCACAAGCAAAACUCCAAAAACCAAACAGUCCGACAAUAUGUCAUUACCCUCUUAAAUGAGACUGAACAAAAAAAAGCCCAGCUUGGCGAAGUCCAGAACCCUAAAGACCAAUUUGAGUCCUUCUGCACUGCCUUAUUCGUCAAAGCUGAUACUGAAGAUCGCAAAGAAGGCUCAACAAAACUUACGGCACAGACCUUUUUGGUCACCAGCUAUUUCAUAGAAGCUAUGAGGGUGUUUGAGGAGCUGCCGCCUGACUGGGAAGAGAAAAGGGUCUAUUGUAAGUGGAAAGCUAAUGAUAUCAAUAAAGCGCUGAAAGCAGGACUUGUGCCUCAGAGAGGGGGACCAGGAGAAGCCCAAGCAGAAAAUGAGCAAGGAGAAGUACAGCCGGAGCAAGGGGAUAAGAGCUUGGAGAAGGAUUAGGAUUAUUAAAAGUUAGGUUUAGCCAUAUUGGUGACGUAGUCACCAAAGACCUCUUGUACAAGAGGUUCUACCGCUUUCGACUCCAGCCCAGAGGGUUUGUGCCACUUCCGUACCUUCUGUCUACUCCUUGCCUUACGGCUUCAGUCUUGAGUGCUUAUGGAUUUCUGCAGCCCUGCUAUGGCAAUUGAAGUAGCUUGAUUCAAAGAUCAACUACUCGGAGUCUAUUAGGUGAGUCCUCCCCAAAAUUCUCUUCUAGCCAAAGACUUUUGAGCCAUUUAAUCUUUUCUUCACUUUCCCCUUGACCAAUGAAAGGCUACAAAUUUUUAUAUUUUGUGCUCUAUUUUUGGUUUAAUUUUAUAAUGCAAAUGCUAUACAUUAAAAUUAUUUUUAUUCUCAUUUUUUUAAUAGCCAUAACUCUUUUGGAAGAUAUUAUCCAUUAAUUUUAUAUAUAGGCUACAGAUUUGAUACAAAUUGUGCUACAUAUUUUUUUAAAUUUUUAUAAUGCAAAUGCUAUACAUUAACACCUCCAUUUCCAAUCACAGGAAAACGGCCAAAACCUACCGGAUGCACAUCUCUUGAGCCUGCAUUUGAUUCUCGACUUGAGUCCGUCCCACUUCGCCGUGGUCAUAAAGUCUGGACUGUUGCUUCAAGAGGGGAAAUUGACACAUGCGGCCAUUUUAAUGUAUAUAGCUUGGAGAAGGAAUAUGAUGAUUUGUCGCUGCCUAGUCCGCCGACAGGAUUCCAAUCAAAAGGUUCUACACCUUCUGCUGAUUUUUAUCCACCUCCUCCACCUGCUCAGACAAGACAGCCACCUCCAAGUCCGCCUUCUGAUUUUUAUCCACCUCCUCCAGCUCAGACAAGAUUGCCUCCUCCAAGCCAGCCUUCUGGGUACGACCUACCUCCUCCUCAGCCAUAUACAACCCCUCAGCCUCAAAAUAAUCCUCCUCCACCCUCAAAACCAGCUACUAUCCCAUCUGGAGUACCAAAAGGGCAAAGAGAAAUUAGAGCUGCCAUAGAAAAAGCCAAAAAAGAAGCCCAAUAUGCAAUUCAAGAACUAGAAUAUAAAAACGUAGCCCCUGCAAUUAAAAACCUCCAAAAUGCAUUGAAUAUACUAAAUGAAUUUCAAUAA